Messenger RNA from Microthlaspi erraticum, 279 nucleotides. Lineage: Eukaryota; Viridiplantae; Streptophyta; Magnoliopsida; Brassicales; Brassicaceae. The record is from the annotation of a GenBank genome assembly.
AUGAAGUUGGCUCCGAUCAUCUUGAUUUCUUGCGUCUUCUUCUCUCUUCUCCCAAACCUCCUUUCACAAGGUGAGCAAAGAAGGCAGUGGUGCCCAACGAAGAAGCAAGUGUUUGGUGGUUCAUGCUCAAACGAAGAUGGAGGACAAGAAUGUUUAAAUGACUUGUUAAGUACAUGGGAUCCAAGUGUAAGGCUCAGCCCAAUCUACUGCGAUUGCCUUCCUCAUCAUAAGCAUAAGCGUAUGCGUAUCUGCAACUGUCCCAAUCUGAUUUGCCCCUAG